CAGUCUCCCUCUUUCCUCCCACUUCUCGCGGGACUCGGAGCAACUUCGGGAUUUUCCGCUGCGCUGGGCUGGCAGGUGGCGGAGCUGAGGGGGCGGGGCAGAGCCCCCGGCGCUCGGCCGUGGGUGAAUAAUUCGUGUCCGUUCCUGCGGUAACGGUUUUUCUCUUUUGCCUGUUGCUGUGUGCGGGACCCACACAUAAAAGGAAACAAGAAAUAAUUGAAUACACAGAACACUGUCAACUACACAAGUUCUGCAGGUGAUGAAAACAUGGCAGCCAUUAAUGUUGGAAGGGAACAAGUCACUAGAGACCCAGAUCGCUGUGACAUCCCUUACUAUGUAGCUGAAUUUGUUGAAAGAGAAGUUGGAACUGACCUUAAUUGUCUAAGAAAACUUGGCAAACUUAUAGAGGAGCUAUCAGAAAAUAAAAAGCAAUUAGAGGAACAGGUACUUACAGUUUCAUCAGAAGUCCCCAAAAGAAUUCAGAAUGCCUUAAAGAAUGCGGAGGAUUCUAAGAAGUCUCUUAGUCAGCUCCUGGAGGAAGAAACUGUUUUAUUUGAUUCAAUUAAUAGCCACCUAUUGACAGCCCAGCCAUGGAUGGAGGAUCUUGGUGUACUGAUUAGUCAAAUAGAAGAAGUUGAACGACACCUUGCUUAUCUAAAAUGGAUUUCACAAAUAGAAGAGUUAAGUAAUAAUAUUCAGCAGUAUCUCAUGACCAACAAUGUGCCAGAGGCAGCUACUACUCUGGCAUCCAUGGCAGAAUUGGAUAUUAAGCUUCAGGAGUCGUCUUGUUCUCAUCUUCUUACUUUUGUGAGGUCUACUGUUAAGUUCUGGCAUAAAAUUCUUAAGGACAAACUGUCAAGUGAUUUUGAGGAAAUAUUAACUCACCUUCAUUGGCCAUUUGUUGGGCCACCACAGUCUCAGGUUUUUGGCCUUGCUGCACCGGCUAAUGUUCCAGAAAUAUAUAAUAAUUUGGAGACUCUGUUUUCUCAGCUUCUGAAAUUGCAAACAUCAGAUGAAUUACUAACUAAACCAAAACAACUGCCAGAGAAGUAUUCUCUGCCUCCCUCACCACCUAUUAUCCUUCCAAUGCAAAUCAUGCUGAACUCUCUUCAGAAAAGAUUCAAGUAUCAUUUUACUGGGAAUAGACAAACUAAUGUUUUAAGCAAGCCUGAGUGGUACCUAACCCAGGUACUCAUGUGGAUUGGAAAUCACGCAAAAUUCCUCGAUGAUAAAAUCCAGCCAAUAUUGGACAAGGCAGGCUCUUCAGUCAAUGCAAGGCUUGAAUUUUCCCGUGCUCUAGUAAUGCUGAUUUUGGAGAAGUUGGCUGCUGAUAUCCCUUGCCUAUUGUAUGACGAUAAUCUCUUUUGUCAUCUCGUGGAUGAGGUGCUUCUAUUUGAAAGAGAGCUAUACGCUACUCAUGGAUAUCUCAGCAGCUUUCCCAGUUGCAUGCAUAUUCUGUCAGAAGAAACCUGUUUUCAAAGGUGGCUAACUGUGGAAAGAAAAUUUGCUCUUCAAAAGAUGGACUCUAUACUUUCAUCUGAAGCUGCCUGGGUAUCGCAAUAUAAAGAUAUCACUGAUGUAGAUGAAAUGAAAGUCCCAGACUGUGCUGAAACUUUUACGACUCUGUUACAGGUUAUCACAGACAGGUAUAAGAAUCUUCCUACAGCAUCUAGAAAACUACAGUUCUUGGAGUUACAAAAAGACUUAGUUGAUGACUUCAGAAUCCGGUUAACUCAAGUUAUGAAGGAAGAGACUAGAGCUUCUUUAGCCUUCCGUUAUUGUGCCAUUCUUAAUGCUGUUAACUAUAUAGCAACAGUAUUAGCAGACUGGGCUGACAAUGUUUUCUUCUUGGAGCUUCAGCAGGCUGCGCUGGAGGUUUGUGCAGACAGUAAUGCUCUCAGUAAGCUACAGCUAGGACAGUUAGCUUGUAUGGAAAGCUCUGUCUUUGAUGACAUGAUUAACCUCCUAGAACGCCUAAAACAUGAUAUGUUGACCCGCCAAGUAGACCAUGUCUUCAGGGAGGUCAAAGAUGCUGCAAAACUGUACAAAAAGGAGAGGUGGUUAUCUUUGCCAUCCCAGGCAGAGCAGGCAGUAAUGUCCUUAUCCAGUACAGCUUGCCCACUGUUGUUGACAUUAAGAGAUCGUUUGCUGCAGUUAGAACAGCAGCUCUGUUACUCGCUGUUUAAAAUCUUCUGGCAAAUGCUUGCAGAGAAAGUGGAUAUGUUCAUCUAUCAAGAGGUAAUUCUGGCUAAUCACUUCAAUGAAGGAGGAGCAGCACAACUUCAGUUUGAUAUGACUAGGAAUCUUUUCCCUUUAUUUUCCCACUAUUGCAAAAGGCCAGAAAAUUAUUUCAAACAUAUAAAAGAAGCCUGCAUUAUCUUGAAUCUAAAUGUUGGCUCUGCCCUCCUUUUGAAAGAUGCACUACAUUCAGCCUCAGAAAAUGGAACCAUCUUGGAUCCGAACCAGCCCUCUGCUACCGCAGUGUUAAAUGAACUUGGAGUUUACAAAUUAGCUCAACAGGAUGUUGAGAUUUUACUUAAUUUGAGAACAAACUGGCCUAAUAUAGGAAAAUAAGUAAAGAUCUUCAAGGAAAAUGGUUAGAAGUAAAAUAUCUGUUCUAGGUUAUUUAUCUGAAUAAAAGUGAAGUCAAGCUAUUACAUUAGUAUACUUUUGUAUAUUUGUUUAAAAAAAAACACCCCAAACAAACCACUAGUACAUCUUUGUAAAAUGCUGACUUGAUCUAGCCUUAUGCCUUAAUCUUCUUAUAAUUCAGAUUAUAUGUUGUACAUAGCCAUUUUAAAACAGUUGAGAUACUGAACUGGUUUCUAAGCUGGUAUAGUUUAGUCAGAUCUGUUUUAAUCACAUUUAACUUUGCCUGUUUUGUAACUACCCCAGCCUAGAGGCCUGUAGAGCACAACAGGCUCAGAUCUAGAGUGGAGAAUGUGUUCCUUGUUGAAUAGUGAGUGAUCUGUUUAGUUGAUGGCUGUAAGGCGAUAAUGGUUAUGCUGAAGAAACUUUUAUGGUUUAGAGUAAUAUGGAGUAAACUCUGGGUAUAUAUGCUACUCAUUCAGUGGUAAACAUUCCAUUCAAAUUGGUGCUUUCUAAUUUUGGUAUAUGGACAGUUAUGUACAUAAAUUCCCACACAUGGACAUUACAUACUUGAAUGUGUGUGCAGGGGGUGUGGAAUGAGGUAAAAGCAUGUGUCCAUGUUCUAUUUUCUCUGCUCAUGCUAACUUUUAAAACUAAGUCCUGUUAUGGAAACUUCAGAAUUGUCUCUUCCUUGAAUGUCCAAAUCCUUUGUCCUCUUUAAAAUGUUCUGAACAGGCCUUGCAUACUUUGACUAGUAAACUUGUUUAAAAAUGCCA
Messenger RNA from Chrysemys picta bellii (western painted turtle), 3365 nucleotides. RefSeq names its product RAD50 interactor 1 (gene RINT1). The record is from RefSeq and is a predicted model, not a curated record. Gene Ontology annotation, cellular component: Dsl1/NZR complex. Lineage: Eukaryota; Metazoa; Chordata; Testudines; Emydidae. Gene Ontology annotation, biological process: retrograde vesicle-mediated transport, Golgi to endoplasmic reticulum; regulation of ER to Golgi vesicle-mediated transport; endoplasmic reticulum to Golgi vesicle-mediated transport.